Messenger RNA from Fundulus heteroclitus (mummichog), 584 nucleotides. Its product is annotated as ELKS/Rab6-interacting/CAST family member 1-like. The transcript is spliced from 4 exons. The coding region runs from base 114 to 512 and encodes 132 amino acids. NCBI's taxonomy places the organism in Eukaryota, Metazoa, Chordata, Actinopteri, Cyprinodontiformes, Fundulidae. The record is from RefSeq and is a predicted model, not a curated record.
GUCUUUUAAAUGUCAGACUCAGAACAGAAUGAAGCUGAUGGCCGACAACUAUGAAGAUGAUCAUUUGAAGGCCGCACACGACCACACGAAUCACAAACCCUCUCCAGAUCAGGAUGAUGAGGAGGGUAUUUGGGCGUAGCCAGCCUUAUGCCCUUCCCCUCUCUUUCACAGCCUUUUUGUUCAGAAGGAUGAUACCCCCUCUUCUUGCCCUUUCCCAGAACCGCAGUAAGCUCAAACUCUACAUCGCCCACUUGACAGACCUCUGCCACGACCGAGACCCCAGCAUCCUCAGCCAGCUCUCGCCUCCCUCUCACUACCACCGCAGCGACCCUGAAGACUGGGAGGAGGAGCUUCAGAAGAUGAGCCGUGAACAGUUGGAACGAGAGUUGGAGGCGUGUGAGAAGGAGAGCGGGGAGCUGCAGGAGUUUGCCAAUUCGGUUCUCCAGCAAAUCGCAGACUACUGCCCUGAUAUCCUGGAACAGGUUGUCAAUGCGCUGGAGGAGUCAUGUUGACAAAUCUGACCUCGGACUUAGGCAAGCAGAGCCCAGGAAGAACCCCACCCAAACACCCACCACCACCAUCAU